CUUAUUUCCAACCUCACUCGUCUCGACCAUAACACAAGUGAUACGGUGAACCUAUAAAACGAAGAAAACUCCUGCGAAGAAAUCCGAACAGACAGUCAAUCCCCAUGGCCCCUUCCCGUUCCCCUCCCCUUCCACCCGACACUCCCAACUUUUCAACCCAUGAUCCCCUUUCACCUUUCCCUCCAGACGAACCAGGUGGUAUAACAUUAUCUUCGAUAGAAGUAAACCUUCUGAUAUAUUCAUAUUUAAUAGAAUCGAAUUUCCACCAUACGGCUUUUUCUUUGUUACAUGAAUCUGGAUUACCUCAUACUUCUUUAUGGCAACAUUAUAAUCCUUCUUCUUCCACUUUCCCAUAUCCUUCUCAUCCACCUCUUUCUUCACAUUCCAAUCAUCCUUCCUCCAUUCACAAUCAUCCUUCUUCCACUCACAAUCCUCACACCCAAACGAAUAAUCCUCACACUCAUCACACUCAAGCCAAUACAGCAGGAACCAACAUACAAAUGGAGAAAAAUAGUAAAUCUCAUCGACCACAGAGUACGAAAUCACCAUUGAGUGCGACGUUCGGUACUGAGAAAAAUAAAAUAUCAAGAGGUGAAUUAAUAAGAUGGUUAUGGAAAGGUAUAAGAUUAGAAUAUAUCACAAGACAUUUGAUAAACGAUUCCUCUAAAUAUGGUCCUUGUCCGUCUCCUUUUCAUCUUUUAAUACCACAUCAUUGUCCUAUUGAUUAUCCUUCUUCUAGAUUAAAUCCACUCGAACCGAAUUCACCGAAUCAAAAGAUUAAUAAAUUACCACCGAAACAAGUCAAAUCAUUUGAUAUCGAAGUUGAUCAUAUCGAAAACCAAGGUCAAGAUCGAGAACAAGAACAAGAACAUGGACCUGAAACAGAACAGGGGAAAGAAAAAGUUGAAACAUACGCAAGGGAAACCACUCAAAGUCGAGGUGGUCAAGAAAAAGGGAAAAGAAAAGCUACCAGAGCGUCAACGGAAAGAAAUAGAAGUAUCUCUCCUGUAAAAGGUAGAGAAAAGAAAAAAGCAAGGAUAUCAACUGGUAGUUUAACAGAAGAUAAAACACCGGAAGAUUUGGCUAUAUUCACUCAACAUAGGGAUCAAGUUUCUUGUUUGGCUUGGAAUCCUACUAUAAUGGAUGAUGUAGCAACGGGGAGUAGUGAUGGUACAGCUAGGAUAUGGCAUUUGACUUCGAAUGAAGGUGAUUUGAAUAAGGGUGAUAGGGUUUUGGUCGUUGCUCAUAAAAGUGUGGAAAGUUCUAAAAGGGCGGUGACGGCUGUGGCUUGGCAUCCUUCUGGGAGUUUAUGGGCUACAGGCUGCGACGAUUCAGUGGUUCGUAUUUACACCCCAUCGGGACAAAUCACUGCUAUAUUGAAUUACGGAAGAGGUAAAGUGAACGCUUUGAGGUUCUCACCGGGAGGAAGUAUGAUUUUGGCCGCUAAGGAUGAUUAUACGAUAGCUUGUUUUGAUGUGGCUGGAGGAUUGAAAUGUUCUUUCGAAGCACAUUCAAAGGAAGUGAACGAUAUCGACUGGUUAGACGAUUCAGUGUUCGCUUCUGGUGCAAACGAUCAUACCGCUUUCGUCUUCCGAGUAGGGGAUAGAAGACCAAAGUUCACUUUUAAAGGUCAUACGGACGAUGUGACUAGGGUGAGAUGGGCGCCUGGUGAUGUGGCCUCCCGCCUCCUAGCCACAUGCUCUGACGACGGAAGUAUCAUGAUCUGGCGUCUUCCAUAUUACCCCGAACCAGGUGCCAAAUCCGACAGUCGAUCUCUCAGUCCUCAAAAGGCGAGAGAAGGGGAAGAUGAUUAUUUCGCCCAAGGGGACGCUUGUGUAGGUAGGAUCAUGGUGAUUGAUGAAAGUGAGAAUAAGAGGAUGAAUACUCUGGAAUGGGGGAAGAUAGGGGAUAGGGUCGUUGUUGCUGCUGGCGGUCAAGAUUCACUAGUACGGGUGUUUGACCCAUUGACGUCGGAAUGUAUUUAUACACUUCCGGGAUUAGAAUCUGGAACUGGAUCAAUAGCUUUUGCACCUAGUGGAUUUGGGUCGUUUUUGGCUGGAGGAGGAUGGGAUGGCGAGUUGAUGAUUUGGGAUCUUGAGACUGGAAAAGUGAUCAAAGAACACGAAGUGGAAGAAGAUUGGGGAGAUCAAAACCGUCGAACUAAACCUUUAAUCAUGACGAUGAGUUGGAGAGACGACGGUCGACAAUUAGCAGUCGGAACACAUAACAAGAAACUUAUCACUGCGUACGUGGGAGAUUUGUCUACUUCUCAGGAAGCUAUGCAGAAAGAGGGUUCGACCAAAGGGGAAGAUGUACUCAUGGAGUAA
This is a messenger RNA of Tremella mesenterica DSM 1558, 2327 nucleotides long. RefSeq lists its product as uncharacterized. Bases 105 to 2327 code for a protein of 740 amino acids. Gene Ontology annotation, molecular function: protein binding; transcription corepressor activity. Gene Ontology annotation, biological process: regulation of transcription by RNA polymerase II. The record is from RefSeq and is a predicted model, not a curated record. Lineage: Eukaryota; Fungi; Basidiomycota; Tremellomycetes; Tremellales; Tremellaceae. The transcript has 9 exons. Gene Ontology annotation, cellular component: histone deacetylase complex.